Rotaria sp. Silwood2 is the source of this 798-nucleotide messenger RNA. Lineage: Eukaryota; Metazoa; Rotifera; Eurotatoria; Philodinida; Philodinidae. The record is from the annotation of a GenBank genome assembly.
AUGACUUCGCAAUGUAGCACUAGUGUUGAUACAAAUUAUCACGGUUCACAAUUUGUGCGAGACUGGUUAUUGAAAUUUACUAAUGGAAAACUUGAUGUGAAAUUUGAUGCUAUUUUUCCUGCGCUUAUCAAUGGUUUAAAAUAUGAAGGUCGUAAAGAACCGGAAAAUAUUGUUAAAGAUAUUAUAAGUGCUUUGACUUCGACUAAAGAUGAAUCAUGUAAAAUGAAAGAAGAAACAAGAAUGAAAAAAUUGCAAGAUUGUUGUAUUAAAUUAUACACAAAACAGUGUUAUCUUUUUCGUAUUGUUAAUACUGCAUUACGUGAUGAUGAUCGAACAAAACUUGACACGCUGGGUCCAUACUGUUAUCUUGUUUAUAAUUGUAUUGGUCGCCAUACCAAUGAUCAUCAUCUUCUAGAAAUACCUCAUCGAAAUAAAUCUCAUUUGAUGACUGUCUAUCGUGGUGAUUAUGCUCCACGUAAAAUAAUUGAAGAAUAUCGAGAAGCAGUUGGACGAAAAGAAAAAUAUUUCAAAUGGCUUCCAUUCGUUUCGACAUCAGCCGAUCGUCUUAUUGCCGAAGAGUUUGCAUUAAAUGUUUUGUAUAUCAUUGAAGUUGAACGUUAUUUAUCCAUGGAUCAGUAUACGGAUUUAGAGAACAAUACAUAUUUUGAGAGUGAACAAGAAAUCUUAUUAAAACCUGGAACACGGUUUCGAGUGACUAAAGCAGAAUUCGAUAAUAUUUUUGGACGACAAAUUAUCUAUAUAAAAAUUAUUCCAUCGUAUGUAUCCAAUCUACGGUGA